Messenger RNA from Symbiodinium necroappetens, 1170 nucleotides. Lineage: Eukaryota; Dinophyceae; Suessiales; Symbiodiniaceae. The record is from the annotation of a GenBank genome assembly.
GUGUUCAAGCAACCCAUCAUCCACAAGAAGGGUAAAUUCCGUGCUGCCCAGAAGAAGCCUGCCAUCAAAAAGGACAAGCUCUGGAAGGACACACCCUACGUCCGAGAUCAGCUCCUGGUUGGUCCGCGUGGACAACGCAAGGACCAGGUUAAAUGGCAACGCAAUCUUCCUGAACUCCUCAUGGCGAGCAACAAGAAGGUCAUCACAAUGCUUGUGGCGGACAAGAUUUUGCCGAAAUGGAAGGGCAAGACGUGUCCCCAUUGUGAGGUUGGUAUCUUGCCCGACCUUUGUGUGGAGAAGCGCACCGGCUUGUACAAACAUCGGUGCAGCUCCCGCCAUUGCCACCAGUACGUGAGCCCGCACCACUUACAUCCGGUAUUCACGGAAGGAAAAGGUUCAGCUUCACGGAGCCUUCAGAUGCAAGCAUCUCUUCUGCUACUCAAACUUCUGCGCGUGCCACAUCCUACCAUCCACGUCCUCUUGAAUGUGAAUCACAAGGCUAUCGAAGACAUGGAGAAAAGGAUUUGCGAUCUUCGUAAAGCAUUCGUGGAAAAGCACGAGAAAAACGUCGUGUUUGGCGAUGGCAGGACCUGGAAAGACGUGGAAGCAGACGAAGCCACAUUUGACAGAAGGGAUAUUUCCCAGGAUGUGAACUUCAAGCACCUGGUGAUGAACAACAAAACCACUACCAUGUGGGAACAGUGGGCGGGGGUAAUCCAGCGAGGGCCCGGAGCAAUCAGGCGCACCGAGUGGAAGACCCUUGGGACCAAACUUCUCAAGGACCGGAAGGUUGUUCUUCACACGGAUGCGGCCCGGUCCUACAAGGCCAAAAUUGCAGGUGUCAUUCACGACAAGGUGGUUCAUGCCAAAAAACGUGUGAAGCGGAAUGGCAAGUUCAUCUGGCAGCAUCCCAAGUAUGUUAAGGUCGUGACCCACAAGAUCCCUAAGUCCAACAAGAAGAUCGUUGUGAAGUCUGGAACACAGAUUAUCGAUCGCUGUUGGAGGUUUUUGAAGGAUCGGGUCAAAGUCAACCAGCACACCAAUGCUGGCAGUAGACAGCUAUGUGCCAAACUGAGGUCUGCUCAAUACGAGUACUGGUACCGUAAUGAGGACCUGUGGCUUAAGUUUGGCGAAUUGUGCGCUGAGAAUAUGCGCAAGUUUUUGAAGUAA